CCAAACAUUCGGUGAUUGGUGUCGUCGGUGUUGGGGCGAUUUGGCGGGUUUGGUGCAGGUCACUGAUGACUGGUGCGGGUACCGGCUUGGGUGUCUCUACCGUUUGGAACUUUUGACCACUUUGCUUUGUGCGCUCUGAACUUUGGACGCCUCAAGAAGUCGCGAAACGUGGUCCCGUUCCGUGGUCCCUACGGUUCCGUGGAGCUGGGCGGAGAUCUGACGCUGCUGAAUAGAUAACGUCUUUUUCUAAUGGAGCAGCCUACGCAGCAGGGGGAACGAGCUGCACCGUUGGAAGGGACCAGCCGCAUGUUCAAAGCCACCGAGAACAUUCUCUUCAGAUGCUGUUUUUGCACCCAUGUCACCACAGAUCCUUGUGGACUUGUGAGCCAUCUUGUGGCUCAUGGAGACGAAGAACAGUCCAAGGGCCAGCAUUGUUUUUCAUUGUUGGAAUCUGGGUCCAUAUUGAGCAGUCCUGUUGUGAUCGACGGACCUGGUACGUCGUUGAACUGUCCCAGCACCAUGGAUGCGCCGGAAACCUUCACCGAUAUUGUAUACAUUCCAGUUGACAUGGCUGAAAAACUCUAUAGGUGUGAGCUUUGCCCCGAAACCUUCACAAAGCUUGAAUUUUUGACAGUUCACAUCAGAGAGCACACAGGUGAAAAACCGUAUAACUAUAAACAUUGUCCCAAAACGUUUCACCGUCGAAUGCUCAAGGGUGAAAAACCUUACAAGUGCAAGCUGUGCCCUAAGAGCUUUUUUAACCGUGCGCACCUGACCAGUCACAUUCGCACACACACUGGUGAAAAACCUUACAAGUGCAAGCUGUGCCCUAAGAGCUUUUUUAACCGUGCGCACCUGACCAGUCACAUUCGCACACACACGGGUGAAAAACCUUACAAGUGCAAGCUGUGCCCUAAGAGCUUUUUUAACCGUGCGCACCUGACCAGUCACAUUCGCACACACACUGGUGAAAAACCUUACAAGUGCAAGCUGUGCCCUAAAGCCUUUGCUCGGAGCGAUACUCUUAGUAACCAUAUGCAGACUCAUAGAGGUGAAAAACGCCACAGGUGUGAGCAUUGUGCCAAAACCUUCCUUCAGAGAUCCUAUCUUACCAACCACAUGCUAUUGCACAGGGAUGAAAACCCUUACAGGUGUAAGCUAUGCCCUAUGACUUUUAUUCGGCUUGGAACCCUGGCUAAGCACAUUCAAACACACACUGUUGAAAAUCCUUUCAAGUGCAAGCUGUGUCCCAGAGCCUUUGAUGGAAGCUAUAAACUGAAGUAUCACAUUCGAACACACAAGGGUGAAAAACCUUACAAGUGCAUGCAUUGUCCUAAAGCUUUUGCUACAAGUGAUAUUCUGAAAGACCACGUUCUAACACACGCAUCUGAAAAACCUUACAGCUGCGAGCAUUGUCCUAAAGCCUUUGUUACAAGAGCUGCUCUGAGGUGCCACAUUCGAACACACACAGUAAAAAAACCUUACAAGUGUGAGCAUUGUCCUCGUGCCUUUGCUUGUAAGAGCAGUCUGAUUAUGCACAAUGAAACCUGCAGGUACAAGUAUUGCCCCAAAUAGUCUUUCUAUAGAAAUGGUGGUCUGAGGAACCACAUCUUUACUUGGAAAAGGAGUUUGAUUAUGCACAAAAGUGCAUGGGUGAAAUGCCAUACAGGUGCGAGCAGUGCCCCAAAGCAUUAACUCAGCUUGAACUCUUGUCGAAUCCCAUCCAAACGCACCAGGACAAGAAUAAUCAGAAGCGCAAGCUAUGUUUCAAAGCUUUAGCUCGUAUUGAUUCCUCAGUGACCACACGCAGACGCAUACGGGAGUUUGAGCGAGUUUUUUGAGGAACGCACUGUUCUGAAAUCAUGAACGGUGCAGCUUCACCGUUCCGUGAAACCGUAUGUGAAAUUUAAUGUUUUAGCGAAUCAUGAUACGCGUGCAACCAAUUAAACAAUGAUGAUGAUUGCAUUUGACCAGCAGCACCCUCUCGUAUCAAGCAUCUUAAACAUUCUGCAGCGUGCAAAUCUGUUGCUCGCAUUUCACGCCGCACACUGUUGUAAACAAGACGGUUGAGGCAAAAUUUGCCGGUUGGAAUGUCAAAAGCUGACAAGCUAAAUGGAGUAAGAAGUUUCCGAUUGACCACAAAGGUAGGGGAUGUGUCUACCGUCUUCAACUCAAACGAUCGUUCACGUCGCACGCUGCCGAACCAAACCAUUUCGACUGCUCACGGUCACCAUGGCGACUCGUUAGCCUGGAUCACAAAAAUUUAGUCACGCAUAGUUUAUGCAUAGUCCUAUUCGCUUGCAUUUUGAGCGGUUUUCGAAAUGAUUUGAUCGUAGUUCUCAGAUGAAGCAAAACGUAGCAGGAUGACAAAUCUCCUCCCGCUGUGCUGAGCUUAACACUCGGCUAGGCCAGUAGGAAUCGACCGCCAUCUUGCUUUCCCGAGUUGUAAACGGUCUUGGCUGCAUUGCCGGAAUCCCGGAGAAAAGCUCACCACGAAACCAGCAGAUGCAGAGAAAAGCUCACCGGCCAUUGAGUGUAUGCGAAAAAAAAGCUCACCAAUGUUUUUUCUUCUUUUCAUGUGGAGACUGCUGGAUCAUGCGUAACGUAUAUCAAUUUAUUAUCAUUAAAAUUCGUCAACUUUGUAAAAAAGAAAAUGUUAUUUUUUGUAAUAUUUGUUAAGCUUAUUGGGUAUAUGACCCCGAUUUAAUAAUUGCGGGCGAGUGUUUUUUUUUUUUGUGGUUUACUGUCUAGGCAACGAAAGCCUAACUGAAAACUUUAUGAACUUGAAGAGCAGGAAAAAGUUUGAAAACUUGAUAAUGUCUACGUAAAACGUAAAAAAGCAAAACUGUCAAUGUCAAAAAUCCAAAAGUGCAUGCGCAACAAUGCGGUGCCUGACGUUCUCUUUGAAUCUUUUGUUAACCUUUGAAAACAAGAUAAAACGGUGAGUGGGAUGUCGAGGUUGCUUUCUGUUUACGGACAAGCACGUUUUCUAGCCGUUCGUGCUGGUGUUUCCACACGUUGCCUUUGUUUGAUAGUACCCUUCUAUGACGAGCCACCCAUGACCUUCAGAGCCGCACACUAUCACCGUUGUUACUCAGGACUAGAUAAGAACUAGUCUUCUGUAAGGUAGCGAAUAGGGCGAGAUGGAAAAUGUUAUACAUAAUGAAAACCGCUCAGACGAUGAAGACGGAAUGAAGACAACUAACACGACAGGACACUGAUUACAUCAAUAAAAGCCUACUCAUCUAUCAGGCACCACACAAUCUUCGGAGCUGAAACGAUUCACGCACCACUAUUCAUAUUAGCUCGCAAAAAUCAAACCUCUUUAUCUGACAGAGCUACCGACGACGCAUUGUCAACCUGUCAAUAAAUUGUCUUUUUACGGGUGCCCGAUGUUCUGAUUUCAUACUUGCGGCGUCAUUAAUUUACAGACUGGGUGAUUGCUAAUUUCUGAGGAAUUAGUAAAUAUGCCCAAUGACCUUUAGGAAUAUUACAAAAAAGUGGAUGAUUAUUUUUAAAUUGAUGAAUUUUAAUUGCGUUAAAUUGCUACGUGUGACACACAAUCCACUAAGCUAAGACCAAAUUAAAAAAAAAUCGGUGAGCUUUUCUCCGCAUCCGCCGGUUUUGUGGUGAGCUUUCCUCCGGUGAGUUUUUCUCUGCCGCCUGCAUUGCAGUGACGGCUCCAGCGGCCGUAGCGGGUAAACGAACGUUAAGCGCAUCCAAAAGGCCCCAACGACUCGCCUACGCAUGCGCAGUGGCGUCGGCGAUUCAUUCGAGGACGAACCGUUUGUGUCGAAAUGACUAGCUAAAACUCCCAAUCGAAGGAAAAACACUCCAAGUGUGAGCAUUGUGCCAGAGCCUUUCUUCGAAAAAGCUAUCUUACGAGCCGCGUUGGAAAGCCCACAGGUUUAGGAUUUCAUGGUCGGAGUGGUUACUAAUUUCGAGCAUGUGUCCGUGAUAUUAAUCUAAAGGCCCGUACACACGUUCGCGUUUGACUCUGACCGACUGAGCCAAGACCGGCUUUUAAGCCUCUUAGUAUGGCUCACGACUGGAUGCGCAACAAUGCAGCUGGUCGUAACUCGUCACAAACGG
Ixodes scapularis (black-legged tick) is the source of this 4092-nucleotide messenger RNA. RefSeq names its product zinc finger protein OZF. Gene Ontology annotation, molecular function: DNA-binding transcription activator activity, RNA polymerase II-specific; RNA polymerase II cis-regulatory region sequence-specific DNA binding. Gene Ontology annotation, biological process: regulation of transcription by RNA polymerase II. Gene Ontology annotation, cellular component: nucleus. The transcript has 2 exons. The coding region runs from base 250 to 1575 and encodes 441 amino acids. The record is from RefSeq and is a predicted model, not a curated record. Lineage: Eukaryota; Metazoa; Arthropoda; Arachnida; Ixodida; Ixodidae.